Messenger RNA from Talaromyces amestolkiae, 1017 nucleotides. RefSeq lists its product as uncharacterized. NCBI's taxonomy places the organism in Eukaryota, Fungi, Ascomycota, Eurotiomycetes, Eurotiales, Trichocomaceae. The record is from RefSeq and is a predicted model, not a curated record. Gene Ontology annotation, biological process: pentose-phosphate shunt, non-oxidative branch; carbohydrate metabolic process; pentose-phosphate shunt. Gene Ontology annotation, cellular component: intracellular anatomical structure; cytoplasm. The transcript is spliced from 3 exons. Bases 1 to 1017 code for a protein of 338 amino acids. Gene Ontology annotation, molecular function: transaldolase activity.
AUGUCACCAGCAACGACAGAAAAUCAGACCAAUGCCCUUCGUGGCAUGGAGAAGGCAGGAACAGUUAUUAUCGCCGACACAGCUGACUUCAGCACCAUCGCACGCUUCAAACCCUCAGAAGGCACCACAAACCCAUCUCUAUUGUACUUCGCCGCACAGCAACCUGCCUACGCCGAACUUGUCAACAGCACAAUCCAAUAUGCUCGCAACUUGCCAACCGACAUCGUCUCCGCAGAAGACGCUCGCGUAGAACGCGCAGUAGAGUAUCUCGGCGUCCUCUUCGGUACAGAAAUCUACCAUCUCACCGGCCGCGUCUCCACCGAAGUCGACGUCCGACACUCCUUCAACACAUCAGAAACCAUUAAAGCCGCUCUCCGCAUCAUUGAACUGUACAAAGCCCAGGGGGUCCCCAAGGAGGCUGUUCGUAUCAAAAUCAGCGCUACCUGGGAAGGGAUCCAAGCUGGUCGAAUCCUGGAGCGGGAACAUGGCGUCAGUGUUCUGAUUACUAUUGUUUUUGGCAUGGUUCAAGCCAUCACUGCUGCAGAGGCCGGCGUGACUUGUAUUGCGCCGUAUGUUGGCCGGAUUGGUGACUGGUUCCGCGCUCAUCAGACAUCACCCUCUGAUUCAGCGGAGUCAGCAGAGGAUAUGGGUGUGACGCGAGUAAGGCAGAUGCAGAAUUAUUUGCGCAAGUAUAACCAUCGCACGCAUGUUAUGGGUGCUAGUUUCCGUAAUACGGAACAGGUCAAGGCGCUUGCGGGUGUUGAUUUGUUGACUAUUGCGCCGUCUAUUCUGGAGAACUUGGAGAGUGAUUCGGGGGAAGUCGUUCCUCAAGUGACCACUAAUACCGCGCAAGAGACGGAUCUUCCUCAAGUGUCUUACAUCAAUGACGAGAACGCCUUCCGUUGGGCCUUUAAUAAUGAUUCCUGUGCAGUUGAGAAGUCGGCCGACGCUAUGCGGCGCUUUGCAGAUGAUACUGAACGUCUUAAGGUGUUCUUGGCUGCGAAGUUAAUACAGUAG